This is a messenger RNA of Vanrija pseudolonga, 1011 nucleotides long. It is a transcript of the gene AIM18, whose product is annotated as Altered inheritance of mitochondria protein 18, mitochondrial. The record is from RefSeq and is a predicted model, not a curated record. The coding region runs from base 1 to 1011 and encodes 336 amino acids. The transcript has 4 exons. Lineage: Eukaryota; Fungi; Basidiomycota; Tremellomycetes; Trichosporonales; Trichosporonaceae. Gene Ontology annotation, molecular function: intramolecular lyase activity.
AUGUCCUCACACUCCUUAGGCCUCCUACUCCGCUCUAUGGCAGGCGCAGCGCGCGCCUCGGCCACCCGCGCAUACUUCCGCACCCACCGCCGCUCAGUCCUUACCGCCCUCUUCUCCAUCCUUGCCGCCGCCGGCGCCGUCUCGUAUGCCGACACCGAGCGCCUCGCGUACCUCGGCGCCUCAAUCUCUGGCUGGAAGGCCCACCUCCAGGACCGGUACACUGUGCAGCUUGACUCUGCGCCGAGCGUCACCGCCUCGCUCGGCGAUGCCGAGGGCUUCCGAGGUACGCCGCCACCACUGGCCAGUGUGCCCGAUUGUGUAUGUUUGCUCACCCCUGGCCCAGUCGACCCCGCAACGUCCGUCUCCCACCCGCUCACGCUCGACCCGGCGUCGGCUCCCGCCCUCGCCCUCGUCGGCGUCGGCGUCCGCACAGUCUCCUUCCUCCGCAUGAAGGUCUACUCGGCCGGCUUCUACGUCGACGACUACACGCUCAAGCACCUGGGCCGCAUCCCUGGCUGGGCCAACUUUACCGCCAACGAGCUGCAGGGGGACAAGAGUGAGGCGCUCAUCGGCGCGCUGCUCGCCGCGCCUGCUGCUUGUGCCAUCCGUAUCGUCCCCGUCCGUAACACCGACUUUGGCCACCUCCGCGACGGCCUCACGCGUACCCUCCUCGCCCGUCAAAAGGCCGCCCGCGCCCGCGGCGAGCUGUCCCCCGAGGACGACGAGAAGCUCUCGGUCGCCACGCAGCAGCUCAAAGGCCUUUUCCCCGCCGGAUCGGUCCCCAAGGGCAAACAGCUCCUCCUCGUCAAGUCGGCUGAUGGCAAGCUCUUUGCCGAGUACGAGGGCCGUGUCCUCGGCACUGUCCACAACCAGUGGGUCGCCGACAACAUGAUGCUCGCGUAUUUUGCAAACAAGGAUGUUAUUUCUACUGCUCUCCGCGACGACUCGGCCAACGGCUUCGAGUACUGGCUCCAAAAGAUGACAGUGCCCAAGAUCAAGGCCAACCUCUAG